This is a messenger RNA of Marchantia polymorpha subsp. ruderalis, 3665 nucleotides long. The record is from the annotation of a GenBank genome assembly. NCBI's taxonomy places the organism in Eukaryota, Viridiplantae, Streptophyta, Marchantiopsida, Marchantiales, Marchantiaceae.
GAAUCCAGGAUCCCUCGCGAACCCUUCCUCCAUGAGGAGCGCGGUGCGGUUCUACACCCGGGACCGCGUUGUUCGUGUGGACCGACCGGUCAAGUUUCGUACCGGCAGUAUAGAGGGCGUAUAACCGCUAUUGAAAGAGCUGGACUUUUGGUCUUUUCCGUCCGAGCCAUCAGUCGGUAAUUCAUGUUUUCAAGAAAUUACGAAGACGUCGUCGUUGGGUCCCUUGGGCGGGGCCAUUGAACCGGUGCGGGUGGAACUGUGGAGUGUGAGUUUCUUUUCGUUGACGUGGGGGUCACGUGCUGCAACCGUCCUCCAGUCAGAAUGCAUCAGUAGAACUUCGUCUGGAUUGCACGGGAUACCUUUUGGUGUGAUGACUGUCAUGUGAGGGAAGCGAGCAAAAUGUGAAUGUGUCCGAAACUGUCGAAGAAACGAGUAAAUUCGAGAUCAUUCGAGUUGAAUGGCAGGAGAAUGAGGAUAGGGCAUCGAUUGAGAAACGUUUUUAGAGAACGUGGAGUGAUCUCUGAGGAUGUCUACUGUAUGAGGAAUGUUGUACUCUCAGAGUCGGCUUUCUGGUGUCCAAAUUCUGUGUGUGUGGCUUUUUCGGUGCAGAUUAAUAAACACUUCAAUUUGGCGUAGUGUGAAAGGAUUUGGAGGUUGUAAUGGUCUAGGCCUGUCCUUUUUGUAGCUGAUCUUCCAACUGCCAAUCUUGCUGUUUCUCUUCAAUUUUCUCGAGGUUUAUCGGUGUGAAUGAGUCCCCGCCUAGGUUUUCCGAAAGGGAAUCUACGUUUGCUUGUCGCUGGUACUCCAUUGCUUAGGACUUGAUUGAAGACUCAUGAGAGCUCGAGGUUGUACUUAAGUGAUGUCGGUGGAUGAAGUACCUGCGGAAUAAACUUGGACUACGGGAUUGUGGAUAGAUUGUUCAGAGUCGUCCUUUGAGUUUACUUGCUUACGAUGUUGUAAAAUCCUAAAACAGGUUGCGAACGUCACAAGGUUCUGUCUGGAUUGAAGACGAUCGUUCUGUCCUUGUAUUUGUGAUUCACAAUGAAAUGCGCACCUCUUGGGUUCUGCAGAAACUGCAAUACCUCAUUCUUAUUCUAAUUGCAUCAAUUUCGUCUGUACAGUAGUGAUCUUCCCCACCUGGAACGUUUUAUCAUGUCUUCUACCCAGACAUUGUUCCUUAGUCAUGCCGAUGUGUGGAAGUACAGAGAGGUUGCCUACAUGAGAAAGUCUGUCCUUGUCGGGUAUCGUCCUCUCAAGCGUUUUGUGAUCAGGUUGAAGCAUCGAUGCCGAUCGCCUGUUGUAGUUUCCGCGAUCUGAAAUUCAGUGAAACUGCAGACGUUUUGGGGCAACCUAAUACGCUGAAAUUACUGUCUACGCGCUCUGGCUGUUAGGUCGAGAUUCGAUGUGUCAAAUAAGUCUAAUAAGGUCGCAAGAAGCAUACAAUUCCAUUCCCAGGAUGAGCUUGAGCGUGACCCUUUGCUCCCAUGUUCGGGAUCUGAGGCUGUGGAUACGUCCGUCGAGUUUCUCGGUUUGACCUUGAACGCGGUUUUCCACAAGCCUUGAAUUUGCAGUCUCUAAUUCAAAGCUCUGCAUUUCGGAAGUCGCAUCUAUUUCAGAUGGCUGCGAAAAGCAGAAGUAGCUCUGACGUUCUGAAUGCUUUGAACGAGCUCUUCCAUCCGAAACAAGAUGAGGAAGAUCCCGACCACCCCAAAACGCCCCCAUACGUUUAUCAUGAUGCUGAUUACUUGAGAAACUUGUUGGAAGAAGCUCGGAUCCUUAUAAGCAAAGUCUUGCAAGAAAGCAUUGAUCUCACUGAGUCGACUAAUAAGUUUAAGGAUGAAGCGUUCGAAAUUCAAGAGAUGCAAACAAAGGACAUUCAAGAGAAGAGAGAGAGAAUUGAGGAAUUGGAAGCCUUGUGCACAAAGAAGGAUGAAGACAUGGUAAAGCAGAAGGCUGAUGCAGCUCAAGAACUUUUUGAAGCAUCUCAAAGACUCAAAAUCAUCAACCGAAGGCUUCAAGAUACUUUGGGGAAGCGAAUAGAAGAACUUCAGACCUUGCUCACUGGCGUUCAAGACUUUCGAGACCGGCAGGUGGAGGUUGAGGGAAGAAUGGCGGCAGCGGAAGAGUACGCUUCUAAGACGAAAGCUGAAAUGGAAAGAAUGCUUCCUGAUCUGGAGAGGAAUUUCUUAGAAAAGUGCAGUCAGCACGAGAAGGAAUUUGAGAGGAAGUUGGAGGAACUGAAGGAGCAGCUGACUGCAGAGGUCGAAGAACGAGUUGGAGAGCGAAUGAGAAAUAUCCUGGCCGACAAUGAACAGCUUAUUAAGGAUGUAAGAGUUCACGUGGGAGCCACAGACGAGCUCACGGAGUUGAAAGAUGAAUUCCAAGCCAAAAGCACUACUCUGGCAAUGGAAGUUGGACUUUUGAAGGCAUCAGAGGCUUUGCAUGUGAAGAGGGGCAGUGUCCAACAUCAUCUGGUCGAAAGCCACGCAUCAAAGGUAGCGAUGUUGGAGAAAAGCUUGAGGCAGAUCAUACGCCAGUAUAGCAACGAGAGAGCUCAGCUCGAAAAUAGUCAUACAGAAGUUCUGCUGGGUCUCGAAGCUGAAAAAACGGUUCUAAGGAAUUUGGUACUUGCAAAGACCAAAGAACUCAAGAGACUUCGGCAUCUUGCGCAGCAUGUGGUGAACCAGCGCUGUGACGUUGAAAACUUUCUUAUUGAAUCUUUGGAAUACAUCAGAGAGCAACUUGCUGCUGCUCGUAGUGGAAAAAGCAAAUACGCAGAUGACAGAAGGAUGAGAGACGACAGUAGCAGUGAGUCCUCGGGAUUCCUCCCGUCAAUCAAGUCCACCCCUCGCUCAAUGCCCGGUGCCCCAAGCUGCAAAAGCUCCCAAAAAACCAGCAAGGCCGAUAGAAAUUUCAACGGUAGACUUGAUAACCUCAAGUCGAAUUUCCAUCAGCAUGACGAGUUCAUUAAGCAGCUACAUGAAGUAGACGGGCCAGACCAACUCGAUCUGAGCGAAGACUUCUCCCAUGAAGUUCCUAGGAUCACCCCCAAAGUGGACAUAUCUGAUUUAUCUUGGUGUGACCGCGAAAAGGUGUUAAGAUACCUUUUCCAGAAAAUUAAUCAAGUACAUCAACCUGGUACUGUACUUGGAGACUCGGAGUCGGGAUUCAAGGGUGGUAAGUCCUGCAGGAACAUCCCUCACGGAUUUUCCACCGCCCCUUACACCAUCAGUGGAGCUGGAAAGUUAUUGUGCUAGGAAAGCACGCCAUGUACUACCGCUCAAGCUGGUUGUAGUUUAUUUGGAUCGCCAUGAACUCUGGAAGUGCCGAGGACGCAAGAGGUUCUCGAUAGUUUUGCAGAAGAAGCUUCAGCUUGGGACUUCCAACCCUGUAAUCAUUUAAGCUCGAAAUAACAAAAUUGUAGAUUGAAUGUGUGCUGCACAAGUUGAGUCCUCGUCGGUUUGCAAAGCGACUCUGUCGAUAUAUAUAUAUACGGACGUCAACAAAGAGUUCCUGAAUCCCUCUGAAAUCUGUGCGGUGCCUGGACAUGCUCACACUAUCCCGCACAAAGAUUCUGACUCCGUGUAUCGUCACCAUCCAUUCGCCGGUCCGUGUCGUAGAGGAUUGGAGAGUAUGUCAGAUCUGAGCGGCGGAUGUGCCAGGAA